This is a messenger RNA of Chinchilla lanigera (long-tailed chinchilla), 2037 nucleotides long. Its product is annotated as chromosome unknown open reading frame, human C11orf16. The transcript is spliced from 7 exons. Bases 252 to 1658 code for a protein of 468 amino acids. Lineage: Eukaryota; Metazoa; Chordata; Mammalia; Rodentia; Chinchillidae. The record is from RefSeq and is a predicted model, not a curated record.
AGAAAGAAAGAAGAAAGAAAGAAAAAGAAACUACUUCUCUCCCCUGCGCUCCCAUCUCCCAAGGCCUGCUGGCACCCUUCCACGCAUGCUCAGUGUUCCCAGGGGCCCAAAGAGUUCCCUGCCUGCUUGCAUCCAUGGCGACCUGCUUGGCAACAAGGAGUCAGUUGGGCUGAGGGCCUGAGCUCCAACUGUCACAAGGGGCCAGAGGCUGAGGUGGUUUUUUUCUCUGAAGGCCGCACAGUCCUCCUGCAAUGCAGCCCGCAAUGCCUUUGCCGAAGUACUGCAGCGUGGCCACAAUCCUGCAGGACCCUGGCUGGGGCUGCGAUGCUGGACCUGGGGACAUCUCCUUCGCCUGCCCCUUUGCCCACAGAGCUCCUGGGCUCCCCAGGGCCCAUGCUCUCACCAGGUAUGCUUUGCACCUCCCAUGUCUCCACAUUGCUGACCCAGCCUGGCAGGACCCUGGCUGGAUGGGAAGAGUUAGAGAUGCUGCUAACGCCUGGGUCCUGGCAAGGAAGGAACCAGAUGGCCUUUAUUACCGGGCUCAGAUAAAGGCUGCUCCAGAGCUGGAGAGGCAAGGGACCCUGCUUGUGGAAUUUGAGGCUCCCCUUGUCACAGGCCCAAGGCUGCCAGCCCAGAGGCAGAGUGUGGUCUCAGUGGAAGAUGUUAUUCAGUUCUCACCGUAUGUGGAAUAUUCACUGAGACCUGGGGACAAGGUGCUGGCAGCGUGGGAGCCAGGCCGGCAGCGAUAUGGUCCUGGCACUGUUCUCUUGGGCUUGGACAUGCGAGACAGUCAGAGAGCAUCAAAGGAGGAGGAAAUCACCAUUCACUUCUGGAAUGGCAAGACUGCUCAGGUGCCUCUAGGUGGGGUCAGGUGGGUGCCCCCCACUUUCUGGAAGAAGGCUGUGGAGAGGCUGAGCAAGUCUCACACUAGCGAGCACCCCAGUGCCCUCCUCUGGGCCCCUUGCUGCUCUCUGCUGGGGACGGUCACUGGAGGCAUCACCAACAGGCUUCCUCCGGACACUGCUUUCCUGUGCCCGCCCUGCCACUCCCAUGCCUGCUGCCAGCUGCUGUGCCAGAGCUCCCUCUGCUGCUGUCCUUCGAUGAGCUCCGCCUGGUGGCGCCUCACUAGGACCUUCGAUACCACGGCCAGAGAACUGCCUGAGCCUGAGCUGAAGCCUGCAGCACAGCUUCUACCCCUAGAAGGCGCUAAAGAGGAGCCAGUAGCAGUGCACGUUGCCCCCGCUGUCUCUUCUUCUUCCUCCUCCUCCUUUUGUGAAGAUUUGGAGGAUAAUCUGGAAGUGGGCCUUCCCCAGAGACUGGUGGUGAACAGCGCAGUCAACACUGACCCCAUCCUUCCAGAGAGGCCUCUGAUGCAGAGCGGCCCCCGCCAGCCUGAGUGGAGGUACUGGAAGAGGAACGGGCCGGAGCCACGUCCCGGGAAGCCAGGAAUAAGAUGCCACAACAUGCAGAAAGAAGAUGACAACGAACAAGAGAAAGCACAAGCUGCAGUAUUGGGGACUACCAAGGAGCUGGCCCUGAAAGCAACCAAUGUGAAGCCACCACAGACCCUGCGAGAGGGAGCUCAACACAGAAAACCGGGUACGGGUAUCACAGUGCAUCAGUGGGAUAAGAGUUCAUCCAGGAUCAAAAGCCCCUAGGAUGUAGGAAAUGAAAAGGCAGUGAUAGUACGUAUUUGAGGAGGGUUCCACAGAGCGGCUGCACGGCCUUCUGGAGAAACAGCGCACACACCAGCGGAGAGAAGCAAAUGGGCACCUGCAUGUUCAGCCCUUUAAGACCUUCCUGGAGAUGGGACAGCAGGCAGGCAGCUGCAGAAGCUGGCGGCUUUGUCGCCUCACUCCUUGCCAAGGGCCUGGUGAGACCACUUGAGGACACCUUUCCCACAGAAGCCACUGUGUGGUCAGCCGGCUUUGGGCAUGCGUCCAUGGCCUCUCUGCCAUCUUUUCAUAAAGCCUAUAGUUGUACACGGGGAUACUGUAUUUUUAACAUCAAUAAAAAUGAAUUAUCUUUGCUUCCAAA